AUGUCUUUCAGUGAAAAAGUUGCAACUUCGAGUUCCAACGCUAAAAGCUCAAACAUAGAAAAGUCUUCAGACUUCAUAGGAGCAGAUUCAAUUGAAGAAGAAACUGCAUUACAACAUGUUGAAGUUAAAAGAUCUUUGAACGCCAGAAUGAUCUCAAUGAUUGCCAUUGGUGGUACUAUUGGUACAGGUCUUUUUAUCUCUACUGGUGGUACAUUAGCCGAUGCCGGUCCAGUUUCUGCAUUGAUUUCAUUUUUAUUCAUGACUUCUUUAGCAUUCUCCGUUACUCAAUCCAUUGGGGAGAUGGCUACAUUAAUUCCAUGUUCUGGUUCUUUCAAUCAAUUCGUUGCUAGAUGGUGUUCUCCAGCUUUAGGUGCUGCUAAUGAAUUAUCUGUUGUCGGUCAAGUCAUUCAAAUGUGGACUGAUGCUGUUCCUUUAGCUGCAUGGAUUUCUAUCUUUUUCGUCAUUUUGACUGUAUUUAAUCUCUUCCCAGUUAAGUAUUAUGGUGAAGUUGAAUUCUGGAUUGCCUUCAUGAAGGUUAUCGCUGUUGUUGGUUGGUUAUUGUAUGCUUUCAUCAUGGUUUGUGGAGCUGGUAAAACUGGUCCAGUCGGUUUCAGAUACUGGAGAAACCCUGGUCCUUGGGGUCCAGGUAUUUUAGUUGAAAAUAUCAACACUGCUAGAUUUUUAGGUUGGUUAUCUUCCUUAAUUAAUGCUGCUUUCACAUUUCAAGGUACUGAAUUGGUGGGUAUUUCAGCUGGUGAAUCAGCUAAUCCAAGAAAGACUGUCCCUUCUGCUAUCAGAAAAGUCUUAUUUAGAAUCUUGGUUUUCUACGUCUUGUGUAUGCUCUUUAUUGGUUUAUUGGUUCCAUACGAUGAUCCAAAAUUAGCUGCUAAUGGUUACUAUACUGCUUCCUCUCCAUUCAUUGUUGCCAUGUUAAAUUCAGGUACCAAAGUUUUACCAGAUAUCUUCAAUGCUGUCAUUUUAAUUACCAUUAUUUCUGCAGGUAACUCUAACGUCUAUUGUGGUUCAAGAAUUCUUUAUGGUUUAGCUGAAGCUAAAGUUGCACCUGCUUUUUUGAAGAAAACUACUAAACAUGGUGUCCCAUAUGUUGCAGUUUUAUUCACUGCUGCUUUUGGUUCUUUAGGUUACUUAGCUUGUUCAAGUCAAGGUAAUAAUGCUUUCAAUUGGUUAUUAAACAUCACUGCUACUGCCGGUUUAAUUGCUUGGGGUUGGAUUAGUUACACACAUAUUAGAUUCAUGAGAAUCUUAAAGUCAAGAGGUAUCUCUAGAGACUCUUUACCAUUCAAGGCUAUGUUCAUGCCAUGGGGUGCUUAUUAUGCUGCUAUUUCUAUCUUUAUCCUUGUCUUCAUUCAAGGUUUCCAAGCUUUCUGGUCCAUCAAUGCUAGCAAAUUCUUUACUGCUUACGUUUCCAUUAUUCUUUUUGUUGUUUCUUUUGUAUUUUUCCACUUUUACUUCAAUGGAUUUGGUGCUAAGGCUUGGAAAUGGUCUACAGUAUUUAUCCCAUUAGAUGAAUGUGAUAUUGAUUCUGGUGUUAGAGAAAUUGAUGAUUUGGUCUGGGAAGAAGAACCUCCAAAGAACAUCUGGGAAAAAUUCUGGAACUGGUUAGCUUAAAGCAGUUCCUUUUCUAUAUUUCACAUUUUACUUUCUUAAUCGCAUUAUUCAUUUAUUUCUUAGUCAUUAUCAUUAAUUUUUUUAAUUUUAUUUUGGGCAUUUUUCAUUUAUUUUUGUAUUGCAUUAUAAUAUAUUUUUAACUUUUAUUCACCUCAAUGUAAGUCCUCACCUUAAUGUAAGCCUUUUGGAUUCCGGAUUAAGCUAACAGUUCAGAAUACAGUCAUUAUGACUCUAUUUAUCAGCGACACAAAGUUU
Molecule: messenger RNA, 1884 nt
Organism: Scheffersomyces amazonensis
Lineage: Eukaryota; Fungi; Ascomycota; Pichiomycetes; Serinales; Debaryomycetaceae
Gene: CAN1
Product: Can1p
Exons: 2
Coding region: 1-1629 (542 amino acids)
Biological process (GO): amino acid transmembrane transport
Cellular component (GO): membrane
Molecular function (GO): amino acid transmembrane transporter activity
Source: RefSeq, a predicted model, not a curated record